Molecule: messenger RNA, 2354 nt
Organism: Fundulus heteroclitus (mummichog)
Lineage: Eukaryota; Metazoa; Chordata; Actinopteri; Cyprinodontiformes; Fundulidae
Gene: zglp1
Product: zinc finger GATA like protein 1
Exons: 6
Coding region: 1-1776 (591 amino acids)
Biological process (GO): spermatogenesis; regulation of transcription by RNA polymerase II; oocyte development
Cellular component (GO): nucleus
Molecular function (GO): zinc ion binding; sequence-specific DNA binding
Source: RefSeq, a predicted model, not a curated record
AUGUUAAUCAUGCAGCUGUUCGGCGCUAAAGCUCUGAUGCCAGAACCGUCUGAAUCUAGCCCUGAACUCUUGAGUGGACGUAUCUUCACAAUCCCUUCAAUGCUGCGACCUGGCCCUAGCAUGAGCACGGCCGCCUCCAACCAGGACAACCAGUGCAAAGCGGAACACCAUGACUCUCCCCCGGCCCUCUUCUACCUCUGCCGUGAAGUCUCCAAGCUUGCAGCACCGAUCCACGCCGGUUUCUUGGACAAGAAAAAGGCAGACGAAGUGGCAAACGAUGACCGCAUGACCGGAAAGCCAGAGCGAGUUACUUGCAGCUCUCUGGAGGAUCCUUUGGUAGUAAGAGACGGGGGCGCGCACCUGCUUCAGUCGUCUCGUGGUUAUCACCGACGCGGUUUGUGCUGCGUGAUGCCGUACAGUCAGGGGGAAAACGGGACGGAGGAAGGUCCCGGCGGUGGCGACGCCUCAACCUCGCGUGACCCUCGCGGGGACUGGACCAGCCCCUGGACGGUGCUGAGCCUGAUCAACCUGCACUGUGAAAGGCUUCUUCAUGACAGAGAUGCUAUAGAGCCAGGCUUCAGCUUAGGGUUGUCUGCUUCGGCAGCCAGCCACUUGAAUGCCGCCUUUGCGGCGGCGGGCGUAACAGCAGGGGGGAGCACAAGAGACGGUCUUGGCGGUCUUCAACUGUGCGAGGGCCAAAAGUCCCCUCUGUCCACCCGAGCCGCGGACACUUUCAGAGCGGGGCGCUCCGGAGGGGCUCUGGAGGGCGGAGGGCCGCCGCACGCUGCUGAGGAACGAGCUCCUCUCACUGAGGCGUCGCAUGAACGCAGUUCAGCAGAAACUCCGCGGCCUCCACCGGGUUACAAGGAGACGUCCAGUGAUGACAAGCAGCUAGAGUCCAACCAGGAGGGCGACACGGGAUGUCUGUUUACUGGAAAGCAUCAUUUGCAGCAAGCACACCCCCCGGGGGGAUCAGCUAGUACCCAGAUUACUUUUAGUUCAGCCCAUAUGGAGUGCAUAGAUGGGCUAAAACCAACGCUAAAAGUGGAUCACAAUGCAAACAUUACCUGGUCUACCCAGCUCACCCCUAGGCUGCUGUCGUCACAGCCGGGGUCCGUCAUCUCAGAUGCAGCAGGGGUCCACCGCUCCCCCAAACCCUCAGCAUCUAAACCUGAAUGCUUUCCCCUGGAGGUAAACCACGCCACGGCUGAGCAUUCGCUGUCGUCUGCCACCUCACCAGAGCUUUGGAGGGUGAGAGAUGAUGAUGAUCAGCUCUCUGGCAACAAAUGUAGGACCAAGACGCGUAGGAAGCAGCCUCACCCGUCUCGCAGCGCUGACGUUCACGACCCGGACUUCCAGGGCGUGUUUUUCAGGAUCGACGCCGAGCUGGAUGACAGCAGGGAACGCUGCCGGCUCCUCAUCACCUCAAAGCACAGCAAGGAGCUCUGCAGGAGUGUGAGAAAACCGAAGCUGAGGGCGCGGACUUCCCAGAAAUCAGCCACCACCAGCAGCUCAGAGGAGGACAACGACCAAGCAACUAAUAUCAAUAAGGGCAAAGUCUGUGCGUCCUGCUGCACCAGGAAGACGCCCAUGUGGAGGGACGCCGAGGACGGGACUCCUCUCUGUAACGCCUGCGGCAUAAGGUAUAAGAAGUACAGGGUGCGCUGCGUGAAGUGCUGGCACAUCCCCCGGAAAGAGGGCAACUCCAACUCGCUCUGCAUCAGGUGUGGAAACUUUGUGAGACUCACCUCGGCUCAGCGGAAGCAUCACUCUUAGAGAGCACACGAGUGUCGCGUUUUAGCUUCCCCCUUAACAAAAGCUAUGAACACGUGAGAUCAAGGGCCACGUUUGCUGCUUCUUUAUUUACUUGUUUCCAGUUCUGGACAAACAGGAAGGGCGGAAGAAAAGCUGAACUCGAAAACAGAGUAGUAGAGUGCUUAAGAAAGGGAAAAAAUAAUAAGAAUUUCUCUCUACUCCCUCUUUGUAACAGUGUUCCCAGCUUAUGCAUCUGAAUGUUUGCCUGGAUGAGGUUUUGUGUGGGAAUUGAACCGUUCACUCAUGAGGGGAUUGAAGGUUUUGCCCUGCGUCAUCUAGCCUCGGUUUCCUACCUCUGACACCGUCUGCUAAACCCAGUGGGUUCUUUUGCCUUUUUUGUUGUAUUUGUGAGUUCUGUUUUACGUUUGGGUUGUUGUAUUUAAGAGAAUAUUGUACCAAAUGCAUGUUGUGCACUGAUUUCUUCCUGUUCUUUCUGACAGAAAAGCAGUUAUUUUGUGUGUUCAAAUUCAAAACGAAACAUCUUGAGUUUCCCCGAGUUCUUUCAUGUAUGUGUGUGUGUGUGUGGUGUGUGUAAAUAA